Exophiala xenobiotica is the source of this 1906-nucleotide messenger RNA. RefSeq lists its product as uncharacterized. The record is from RefSeq and is a predicted model, not a curated record. Lineage: Eukaryota; Fungi; Ascomycota; Eurotiomycetes; Chaetothyriales; Herpotrichiellaceae. Gene Ontology annotation, molecular function: GTP binding. The transcript has 3 exons. Gene Ontology annotation, cellular component: nucleolus. The coding region runs from base 78 to 1811 and encodes 577 amino acids.
CUGCUGUUUAUUCUGUGCCGGUACACUGUCUAUCGGGCAUAUCUUGACGAGAUCUCUACUACGAAACAAUCUGAAACAUGGGAGCUCGAAAAAAGGAGGCAAACCGCCGGGAACGGCAGGGCACCUCAAAUGAUGGUAUGGCUAAUGUCAAGGUCAAAGGCGAGAACUUUUACAGAAAUGCCAAAAAGCUCAAGACCCUGAAUAUGCUCAAGGAUGGCAAAGCACAGCGAAAUGCAGAAGGAAAAAUUACUAAAGCCGCCUCGUACCAGUCACGGGAAAUCCCCAAAGCACGAGUCGAGCCGAACAGGAAGUGGUUUGGAAAUACUAGAGUGAUAUCGCAAGAUGCAUUGGAUUCAUUCAGACAAGCCGUUGCUGAAAGAGCUGCCGACCCAUAUCAGGUGCUGCUCAAGACAAACAAGCUGCCCAUGAGUCUGAUCCGGGAUAACGAGAACACGAAAAACGGGAUCAAGCAACAUCAGGCAAAGAUUGCAGUUGAGUCAGAGCCUUUUGGAGACACCUUCGGCCCAAAAUCACAGCGGAAACGGGUUAAGCUAAGCGCGAGCUCCGCCGCCGAUCUGGCCGAUGAGUCAGUAAAGAUGCACGACAAAUACCUUGAAAGAUUAGAAGAGAACAAGUUGUUGAGUGGCACGAGUGGCCAGACAGCUGACGAAACGCAAGGACAGCAAGAUUGCGAACUUACCACAGCAAGAGAAGCAAUUUUUUCCAAGGGCCAAAGCAAGCGAAUAUGGAAUGAGCUCUACAAAGUGAUCGACUCCUCUGAUGUGGUUAUCCAUGUGCUGGAUGCUCGGGAUCCCGACGGUACGAGAUGUCGCAGCGUUGAAAAAUACAUUCGCGAAGAGGCGCCCCAUAAGCAUUUGGUCUUUGUACUGAACAAGUGCGACUUGGUGCCCACGAAAAUUGCGGCUCAAUGGGUGCGAUACCUGUCGAAGGAAUACCCUACACUCGCUUUUCACGCUUCUAUGACGAAUUCUUUCGGGAAAGGCUCUCUAAUUACUCUACUACGACAAUUUUCUGGGCUGCAUGCCAACCGAAAACAAAUCUCGGUGGGCUUUAUCGGUUAUCCUAACACGGGCAAAUCAUCCAUCAUUAACACUCUUCGGAACAAGCGAGUUUGCACCGUUGCACCUAUUGCAGGCGAAACCAAAGUGUGGCAAUUCAUCACGUUGAUGAGGAGGAUUUACUUGAUUGAUUGUCCUGGUGUCGUGCCGCCGAGCCAAGGUGACACGGAAGAAGAGAUUCUGUUACGUGGUGUGGUACGUGUCGAGAACGUCGAAAACCCGGCACAGUAUGUGGAGGCUGUAUUACGACGGACGCAGACGCGCCACAUCGAAAAGACUUAUGAGCUCCAAGCAUCUGAAUGGAAUGACGACCCUGUGGAAUUUCUCAGUAUCCUCGCUCGCAAAGGAGGAAGAUUGUUGAAGGGUGGCGAACCAGAUCUCGACGGUGUCGCCAAGAUGGUGCUCAACGACUUUCUUCGUGGCAAGAUCCCUUGGUUCACCCCACCUCCGAAUAAGGAUGCGGGCGAGUCUGCUGAGGGGUUCGAAGGCCGGGAGGGCAGACUGGGUGAAAUGCCUGGGAAGAGAAAAGCAGCCACACUCGAUGUUGAUCAAGAGGAUGGCGAUGGUGAACAAGAAGCCGCCGGCCCUGCUUCAGGGACGGAUGGGUUAGAUGACAACCGGAACGAAGAAGCAAGCACUCAUGAUCAAGAGGAUGACUUUGAACAGUUUGACGACGAAGAUGAUGACACGAGUGAUGAUGAAAGUGACGACGCUGGUGGUAUAAAAGUGUAGGGAGUUUCUCUCCUUUCUUACCCUUUCAAAAGGAGAUGCGACUUCGACUGUCGAUGAUAAUAGAUACCAUUACCCGGCGUAUAUGUAUAUCUGCG